Nyctereutes procyonoides (raccoon dog) is the source of this 2747-nucleotide messenger RNA. RefSeq names its product alpha-1,3-mannosyl-glycoprotein 4-beta-N-acetylglucosaminyltransferase C-like. The record is from RefSeq and is a predicted model, not a curated record. Gene Ontology annotation, molecular function: acetylglucosaminyltransferase activity. Gene Ontology annotation, biological process: protein N-linked glycosylation. The transcript is spliced from 3 exons. The coding region runs from base 1033 to 2427 and encodes 464 amino acids. Lineage: Eukaryota; Metazoa; Chordata; Mammalia; Carnivora; Canidae.
UACCACCACAAACCUCUCAGAAUGGCCAACAUCCAGAACCAAAUGCAGUGAGGAUGUGGAUCAACAGGAACUCUGAUAUUAUCACGGGGAUGCAAAAUGGUACAGCAACUUUGGAAGACAGUUUGGUGGUUUUUUGCAAAACUAAAUGUACUCUUAACAUACAAUUAAGAAAUUGAAAAAAAUUAAGAAAUUGAGCUCCUUGGUAUUUACCCAAAGGAGAAAUGUGUCCACACAAAAGUCUGUACAUGGAUAUUUCUGGCAGCUUUGUUCAUAAGUGGCCAAACUUGGAAGCAACCCAGAUGCCCUUUGGUAGGUGAGUGGGUAAAUAAAUCAUGGUACAACCAGAUGAUAGAAUAUUAUUCAGUGCUAAAAAUAAGUAAGCGAUCAAGUCUUGAAAAGUCAUCUACCAAGUGAAAGAAGCCAAUAUGAAACGGCUACUCACUAAAUGAUUCCAACUAUAUGACAUCUGGAAAAGGCAAAACUGUGGAGAAAGUUAAAAAAAAAAAUCAGUGGUUUCCAGGGAUUAGGAGAGAGGGAGGGAUGCAUAGGAUUGGGGAUUUUGGGGGCAGUGGAAAACACUCUGUGAGUUAUCAUAAUAAUGGGUACAUAUCAUUUAUACCUUUGUCCAAACCCAUAGAAUACACCCCAAGACUCAACCAUAAUGUAAACUAUAGGCUUUGAGUGAUAGAGCUGCGUUAAUGUAGGUUCAUCAGUUGUACAAAUAUACCACUCUGGGGAGUGGUGUUGAUCAUAGGGGAGGCUAUGCAUGUGUAGGGGUGGGAGGUCUAUCAAAAAUCUCUGUACUGUCCUCUGAAUUUAGCUGUGAACCUAAAACGAUUCUUUGUAAAGUAUUUUUUUAAAGAGUGCUACUUAUACAAGUAAACUGUGUACUGUUAACUUCCUUGAUUCAUGAAAAAAAUACUACUGUCAAAUGAAAACUUUUCUCAAUAAUGUAUAAAUUGCAGACAUCUGAACAUACAUCCAAGGAUCACAGAUUGAGAAACAACUCUAUGAGCUUCCAACCCCAACACCAUGGAAGACUUCCUAUGGAUAUUCAUCACUGCAACAGUAAUGAUGUUCUCAAUUCUCUUUUUCAUCAGAGAAAAUCCCUUUGAUACUACAAGUUUCCUAUCUUUCGAGGAAAGGGAGAUGGUAGCUUGGCAGAGAGCCCGGAUGCAGAUCCACCCCGGUAGAACCAACCACUUGGAAACCUUCAAAAAUAUGCAGAAAAACUCAGAACUGCUCAAAAAUAUAAACUCCCAUAUCUUGAUUGGAGCUCCUCCUAUGAAAAAAAAACUGCUGACCAUAGGGAUUUCCUCAGUUCAACAUCCCCAUGGCAGCUCCCUCUUGGACACCCUGCAAUCUCUCUUCUUUGCUUCCUCCUCAUCUGAGCGGAAACACUUCAUUGUCGUAGUACACCUGGCAGAUCCUGACCCCAAGUGGCUUGGUCAAAUGAUCUCCAACAUCUCAACCUUAUUUAAACUGUAUAUCCAGGCAGGACAGCUAGUAGUGAUCAAUACACCUCUUACAAGAUAUCUUCUCUUAAACAACUUAAAGAAAAACUUUAAUGACAUCCCAGCCCAUGUAGCCUUCUACUCCAAGCAGAAAAUGGAUUAUGCCUUCCUCAUGAACUUUGCUACCAACCACUCUGACUAUUUCCUGAUGAUCGCAGAUGAUGUGAAAUGUGCUCCAGGAUUUGUCACCCAGAUAGCUACUAUAGUGUCUGCCUGGGAAAACAGACUUUGGAUGACUCUGAACUUCUCUCAGCUCGGCUUCAUUGGAAAACUCUUUCAUACUAGAGACCUUCCCCGUUUAGUUCAAUUCCUUCUCCUCUUCUGCCAAGAAAUGCCCUGUGACUACCUCCUCUCUAAUUUUUAUGACCUUCUCAUACAACAAACACCAAUCCAGUUCUUCCCUUCCCUUUUCCAGCCCAUGGGUAAUUACUCCUUUGAGGGCAAAUUCAAGAGCCUCAAAGAUAAAGAGUUUGAGGAAAAUGACCCUAGUUCUCCCAGCAACCCUGCUGCUUCCAUCUACACUAGCCUGAAAGUUGCCAAUAUCUCUGUUCUCACGAAUGCCUAUAGCUUAGAUAAGAAUUUCUUUUAUGCCAAAUCGGCUGAGGCUGGCAAUCAUCUGACUGUGAUUUUGGAUGUACCUGCCAGAGUAUCCCGAGUUCAAGUGCUGACUGGCUCUCACCUAAAAGGCAAGAAUCACCUGGAAGAGGGACAAGUAGAACUGGGCUAUGAUGCUACUAAUAGAGUCCAUGACUGUGAUGACUAUAUUCUCCUGGGGCUACUGGAAAAUGGCACCCUGAAUAAGCAGGUGUUAUCUACUGAGUCUGGGAAGAAGGUAAAAUGUGUGAGACUGCUUGUGAUAGCCACUCCACCCUCUGGAAUAAUAGUCAGGCACAUCAACCUGUGGACUAAGUGAAAUGUAAUAAUAGUGAAGAAGCCAUUGGGAGUUCUGGGAGGGAUCAGAUUGGUGGUUAGAAUUUACAGAGAUUAAAAAAUUAAAAAAAUUAAAGUCUUGAAAUUGGUCAAGGACAUCUCACUCUUGGGUCCUUUCAGGACUUAAUACAGAAACACAGCAUGUUGAAAGGCAGACUGAAGAUUAUAAACAUCCUCUUGGUCCCAGAGAGACCCAGAGGCAGGAUUCUUAACCCUUCCCUGGUUUUCUAUCCAAAAGGAUCUACCAUACCAAAUUCUUCCCCUGGGGCAAGAACACAGACUUCUAGAGACAACAGGAACAGG